UGGGGGGAAGGGGUGAGGACCGGGCCCCAGGAGCUGUGGGUGCAGUUUGGGGAGGGGGCCGUACAUCAUCGUGUUCCCUGCCCACGAUAGAAGCUUUACGCUGCGUGUCAAGUCGUGUGAGCACCGGUGCUUUCGUUUAUCAAAAAGUCAGUGUUUUAAGGCUGCUAAAAGUAAUGUAUUAAUUAUAGGCAAGUGCAUUUGGUGAGGUAAUGAAUAAGAAAAUUAUGCAUCUGCUUUAUUUUCGCUUGACUCUCAACUCAGAGAAGCCAGAUACCUUCCAAAAAGAUGUAUAUGUGCAUAUAUACAUAUUUAUAUGACAGGACGUGUGCACACGCUUAUAUGCGUGGCUGUAAAACUGUUUCACUCAAGCAUAUAUUUUUUCCCUGUAAAACUUUCACUCACGCAUAUGUUUUUUUCCCUUCAGUAAACGUUUCCUGAACUAGUUUUUACAUGUGCAUGCCCUGAAAAUGGGAAAGAACAUGGGUUUCCUUGUUGAAUUUGGAAGAGUUGUUCAAUAAAAGUAGGGCUUUUUGUUUAUUUUUUUUAUUUUAUUUUUUUUCCUUUCCUGAAAACAUGCAUUUGGUUCCUUCUAAGUAACUCGAUAUUUUGGAGAGCUUCUUGUAUGAAACCAGCUAAAUAGCAAAGGCUGGUGUUAUAAAAGGAUGAAUAAGAUUUUUCUGGUAGUGUAGAUGCUGAAGGACGUGUCCUGUGAUUGCAGCUGUGGGCUGCAGUCUGUUGUUGGCGAGUGGAAAGACCGACUCAGCAAGAAACAACGAAUUUAUAAUCGAACGUAGUUGUGUUGUGGGUUUUUUGUAAGUUUAGAGUGUAUGGCCAGGUUUUGAGAUUUUUUUUUUCGAGUGGGGAAUUAGCUCAAAUGGUAGAGCGCUCGCUUAGCAUGCGAGAGGUAGCGGGAUCGAUGCCCGCAUUCUCCAGUGUUUUCCGUGUGGAUGUCAUUAUAAGCCAACGACAGCGUUUAAAAUUAUUUUCCUAUUCAUGCUUAUUUUUUUUUCUAUAAUGUAUAAUUUCAGAAACCUGAAAGAACUGUAAAUUUUUCUAAAAAGCGUAUUGAUUUAAAUAUUUCGUUUUAAAAUCAGAUGUUUGUUCUUUUGCAUAGAGGAAAUACAGUCUUUGUGUGAAAUAAUCAAAUUUACUGACAUCUUACAUGUCAUCUUGCAUUAUAAUAAGAAAUGACAUGUAGUAUUUUUUGAGAAAAGGAAAGGACUUUUUUGAUUGGUCCUUAAGUAUUUGUUUAAUGACUUCAUUCAUCAGUUAACUUUACAUUUGGUAUUAUAGUUUAGUGUGUCAUGAACAAAAUUUUUUAUUCAUGCUUUGAGUAAGACUCAUUGUUUCUGCUCUAUUUUGGUUGUAUAGGCUGUUUAUUAGAAAGAGUAGGCUAGAACAUUCUGUAGUUCUUUGCAUCUGGUAGUAAGAUUGUGCAUUUUGCUUGUGAAUUUUCACAUUUCUGAAAUACGUUGGAAAUUUAUAAAUAUAUGCUUGCACAUUUUAAGGCUUCAUGAGGAGUUUUUUUGGUUUAGUGUUUUGUUGUUGGUUUUUUUUUAAUUCUGAUUUUACUUUCUUACUUGCUUAUUCAGAUAUUUAACUGCUUGUAGUUCCAGUUUGAGAUAGCAUGAGGAAAUGAGCAGAAUGUGCUUCUUAAGCAUACAUAAACAAAAUAUAACAUAACAUAAAUUUGUGCAAUUAGGAACUCGGGAGUGCACAUAUUAAAACAAACAGAAAUGGGAAACAAAAGUUAUUAAUUAGGCUCUAUGUUAAGGGAGAAGGAGAAACCCUGCUGCAUGAAUUUACAAGUAGCACCUGUGAAGAAAGUAAGGGACAUCUUCCUGUGACCACGACAAGAAAGGAAUAAACUUCUAGAUGGAAUGGGAAAGAAAUUGCAUUUGCUUAUUUCUCUUGUAUUCUUCAAGUACUGGAGAGAAAAGAGGAAUUGUGACUGUAAGGCUGCUUGAUGCCUCUUAAAAUGAAGUCUAAUGGAGAGAAAAGUAUUAUGGUCUUGUCAUGAGUCCCUUUUGGACUCAGUGUUUUGUGUCUUUAUUUUUUAGGUAAACCAUCCUGUGAAGAACUUAUAGGAUUGAGAGACAAAAGGGUCCUGGCUCUCAAGAGAACUACAGCCUGUGGAAGUAUACUACUUGUUAAUGGUUAAAGUACCUCGUAAUUUUCGCUUGUUGGAAGAACUUGAAGAAGGGCAGAAGGGAGUAGGUGAUGGUACAGUAAGCUGGGGCCUUGAAGAUGAUGAAGACAUGACACUCACCAGAUGGACAGGAAUGAUUAUUGGGCCACCAAGGACAAACUAUGAAAACAGAAUAUACAGUCUGAAAGUAGAGUGUGGACCUAAAUACCCAGAAGCACCUCCUACAGUUAGAUUUGUAACUAAAAUUAAUAUGAAUGGAAUAAAUAAUUCCAAUGGAAUGGUGGAUGCACGGAGCAUACCAGUGUUAGCAAAAUGGCAAAAUUCAUAUAGCAUUAAAGUUGUACUUCAAGAGCUAAGACGUCUAAUGAUGUCCAAAGAAAAUAUGAAGCUUCCACAACCUCCAGAGGGACAAACUUACAAUAAUUAAUUUUAGCUGAUUCUCAAACUUCUGUCUUAAAACAACAACCUUCUACUCAUGUAAUGUCUUGAUUAAAUCUCACAAUGCAAACACCCACACAUUAAAGAAUUUCAGCUGUAUACAUGACCUGGACAUUUGUAAGAAUAUAUAUAAUAUAUGUAUGCCCAAUAUGUUUUCAGGCACUUUGGGAGAAAAAGGCAGCACAAUUAUUUUUUUUUUCUCUUACUGAGGCACUGUCAUUUAAGCAAGCAUAAGCCUGAAAUAGCCUAUAAUUGGAAUUCAGGUUUUACAAGAUGAAAGCAUGACAGAAAGUGUCAGAUUGCUGUGGAAUAAUAUAUGUUACCGAAAAUAAUUUCUGGAGAAGGCAAAAUAUAAAUGGCAUGCUUUAUCCAUCUUGCUUAGUAAAAGAGCUGCAGUUAAAUUUGUUUUAAGGUAGCAGGUACAGUGAAUACCGUUGCUCAUCUUGUUUAAUUUUGCAAGGGUGUGGGUGCCGACUACUAGUAGUGUCACAAAGUAUGUUCAGGAUUGUUUUGAUACCUGUAUUUAUAAAAUGGGGGGAUUAAUUUCUGUUAAGCAGCUCCUGUGUUACAUGUAUUGGACAUGGCAAAUAUUUGUUUACAGUCUUUGUUCUAAUAAACCAUGCGUUUAAGUUUUAGUGAAACAAAGGAAAUGUAUGGAUAUGUGAUUGAGAUUAAAGUUAGUCUUAAAAUGUAAAUAAAAUGUGGAAAGUGUC
Molecule: messenger RNA, 3300 nt
Organism: Cinclus cinclus
Lineage: Eukaryota; Metazoa; Chordata; Aves; Passeriformes; Cinclidae
Gene: UBE2V2
Product: ubiquitin conjugating enzyme E2 V2
Exons: 5
Coding region: 2154-2576 (140 amino acids)
Biological process (GO): protein K63-linked ubiquitination; DNA damage tolerance
Cellular component (GO): nucleus
Source: RefSeq, a predicted model, not a curated record